CGACGCUUUUUUAGGACGCAGAUGUGUGCAUGACAUUGGUGUGGUUUGAAUGAUCUGAGCAGGUCAGGAUGGCUCUGUCGUUGUCCAGAGUGAUUUUGCCCAAAUUGAUAGAGCAGAGGGCUUUCAGGGUUGCCUUGUCGUCAUUUAUCCCUUGUAAUGAUCUCACAUGUUCGCCACAAAUCUCAUAUAUUAUCAUCUCACUGCAGUGUGUCAUCAGCUGUUGCAGCUAUUCAGAAGUUAACACGCGUGAGGGUGGUCGACAACAGUGCUCUUGGAAAUGCCCAUCACCACCGUCCACCAAAAGUCAUUCACGUAUACACCAAGAAUGGAAUCGGUAAAGUGGGAGACAGAGUCUUACUGGCCAUUAAAGGACAGAAGAAAAAAGCUCUCAUAGUGGGUCACAAGAUGCCUGGAGCUCGAAUGACCCCACGCUUCGACUCAAAUAACGUGGUUUUGAUUGAAGAGAACGGAAACCCCACAGGAACAAGAAUAAAAGCUCCUAUACCAACACAUCUGCGCAAAAUGGAAGGAGAAUAUUCCAAACUGUUAGCCAUCGCUCAGCGAUUUGUUUAAAACAGAGAUUCUGUAUUCCGGGAGGACAAAUCCUAAAAUAGGUCUCCUGUAUUUAACUAUCGUUGUAAAUAUAUAUAUAACAAAUGUUUUCAUGCCAUUCAGGAAAUUACCUUUCAUGGUUACAUGUGUAAUAAUAUGUAAUAAAAUAUAUGGAUGAAACUGUA
Messenger RNA from Carassius auratus (goldfish), 737 nucleotides. RefSeq names its product 39S ribosomal protein L14, mitochondrial-like. Lineage: Eukaryota; Metazoa; Chordata; Actinopteri; Cypriniformes; Cyprinidae. Bases 157 to 573 code for a protein of 138 amino acids. The record is from RefSeq and is a predicted model, not a curated record. The transcript is spliced from 3 exons. Gene Ontology annotation, cellular component: ribosome; mitochondrion. Gene Ontology annotation, biological process: translation. Gene Ontology annotation, molecular function: structural constituent of ribosome.